AUCAAUGGCUUUGGUGUGUGUGAAGAUGUCCCACCCAUACCCUAUCAGCGAGCAUUCUUCAGGCUGUUGUGAUUGGUCGGUGACCCUCACAGUGCGUGUGUAUUCAUAACAACUUUGAACAAUAACCAGCAACAAUGGUAGCAACUUCUCUUUAUCAAUUAAAAAACAACCGGAUCGAUCGAAGUGUUACGGAGGUCUGCUAUUGCAUGUGCAAACGUCAAUCUUUGUUAGAGAUCGCGGAUUUCUUUCCUACUAUGUCGAGGGUAAAUGACGUCAGACAGGUUAUAUUAAUUAACACUAGCAACAGAAGCGUUGGUUUUGCCUUUUUAUAUUGGACCCGAGUUGGAUAAUAAAACAAGAACCAGGAGACAUUUGCAAGCAGGACUUCAAUGGACGUUUCAUAGAAGUGUUUAAGAGAAAACCUCAAACCCAAGACGACAGAGAGGUGAGAAAGGGGAGGUGCUGAACACUCGCCCCCGGGAGUCCGGGACACAAACACAACUGGAAUCUGUUCUUCAACAUUUGUUUCCCCAAGGCAAGUUUUAAAUGAAUCAUUCAGACUGUAUGUUUGUUACUGACUUUGUAUUAUUGUGUAAUGCGGCAGCUGUAAUUCGUGCGACGCUUUUGAAUCGAUUAUUUAUAAACAAACAGACAUCCCCUUAUCUACGCUGGAAUAUAUAACGCUGUCAAUAACACACGUUUAACGCCUAAGCCUAAAAGUAACGAGGCAAAGUAGCUUUAUAAAACAGCCUUAAACCUGUCAACCUGUUACAUUUGUUGCAGUUUCAUUCUUGGCGACUCGCGUUUAGCGCUCGAGUAGAUGACGUUCGAGGAAAUGUGUAUUUGAUGCCCAAUAGCAUCAUGGGAAUUGUAGGCCACCGGAAUGUCAAUUGUUAAAUAAGUACUAAAGGUUUUAUUUUGAAACGAUGCAUAUUAUGAGAGUAAAUCGCGAUUGCCCAUAACAUCUUCGAAGUGUCCAGGGAGUAUUAUAUUUCUGUCUCGGUCUCGUUUGUCCACGAUAAUUGAAGUUAUUGUGCACUGCAGUGUUUAUCUACAUGUGCAGCAGUACAGGUGGGUGUGCGGAUGGCUGCCCGUGACAUCCCUUCUCUUCACACGCUUUACGACACCGGCAUGCAUCCGUCAUCUGCCCAGUAAUAUGCCUCAAGGGGAAGAUGGAUUGUGAAAACAAAUGUGCCCUGAGGUGCAUUAUGUCUCUGUGUGUUUAUCUGUGCUGAGGAGCAGAGAAGCAGCUGGGUUAUUUCACAGCCGAACACUGUCAACAUUUCAAAAUGCAACAAAACGGAGAACAGUAACCUAACCUCUGAGAAAACAGGCCAAUAAGCUGUUUGAUGACGUAGCAAUAUCAGGAAGAAAACCGGAGAGAUGCUUUAAGCCCAAAAUGGAUUUGAAAGUGAUGGAGUGGUCUUUAGAGCGAAUGAGGGAAUGGGUGGCGGGUGGCAUGCAGUCGGUACGGGAAUGUGAGUCCAGCGCUCUGGGCACUGCCCUUUGUCUCGCCCUCCUGUUUAUCUGGUACUGCUACCGUGUGGGAUGCGAGCACGCCGCCCCUUCGCUCCGUGGUGGCUUCACCCCUGAUCCACGUGGCAGCACCGUGCCCGGUGGAGUCCUGAGCUCAGAUCUCACAUCCCGCGGGGGUUCACUGAAACUCCGUCAAGUCACUGGGGUUGGAGGAGGUGGGGUCAGCGAGGAAGAACUUAACGGCUUCGCCUACUGCCAGUCACCUGAGUGCUUCCGUUGCACGAAGCCCGGCGAGAGCCUGAACCAGCGACUCUACCACAGUCUCCAAGAGUACGCGAAGCGCUACACCUGGGCCGGCAUGGGGAGAGUGCACAAGGGAGUACGCGAGCAGGGUCGCUACCUACUCUGCAGUCGCCCCUCCAUCCAGAAACCGGAGGUCUUCUUCCUGCCAGAUCUUCCUUCUGCUCCGUUCUUCUCAAGAGAGGCACAAAAACACGACGUUGAGCUUUUGGAGAGGAGUUUCCCCGCAUUGCUGGCUGAGUUUGAGAGUGCGUACCGGCUUCCGUCCAGUCGGACUGGCUCCUCACUUCCGCUGGGCUGGAAGGCUAACAGCACACCUCGCGGACAGUGGUGGACCUUCUAUCUGGUGAACCAGGGUACUCCGAUGGUGCUGAAUGCCAGGCGUUGUCCCCGGGCGUGGAGGGUACUCGGGCAGCUCCGUACUUUUAUUGCUAAUAAUGUGUUCGGAAAUGCCUGCUUCUCAGUGCUCAGUCCUGGAGCCACCAUCACUGAGCAUUAUGGGCCAACCAAUGUACGACUGCGCUGCCACCUUGGACUGAAGGUGCCCCCCGGUUGUGAGUUGGUUGUCGGAGGAGAGCCGCAGUGCUGGUCUGAGGGAAGCUGCCUGCUGUUUGACGAUUCUUUUCUUCACACUGCGUUUCAUGAUGGUUCCGCUGAAGAUGGCCCGAGAGCUGUAUUCAUGGUGGACCUCUGGCAUCCAAAUGUGGCAGCAGCUGAGAGACAGGCGCUGGACUACAUCUUUACCCCUGGACGCUGAGGGGCGGAUGCAGUGAAAAAGGUGGAACGCCCAAGGAAAAAUGAUUUCCAUUGAAUUAGCAGUAUGUGUAGGCGAAACUUUCGUGAGUGGGAAAGAGGAUAAGCACAUCAGUCUCCUCUUCUAGUUUAUGUACCUUUAUUCUGACUUUCCCUCUUAGCACUGCUGCAGUAGAGACUGAACCAUCACUAUUGUACAUUAUCAAUGUUUACAGACCACUAACCAUAGCAAAAAACGUUGAAAGACGUUUGCUUGAGACAAAGCCCUCGAGUAAAUUCACCAGUUGAUUGUUUUCAUCCUUGAAAGUAAGCUGCAGGUGACAGGAUCUCAUUAUAUCACCUCGCGCACUGACAGUCAACCGCACAUGGAGAUGCACUUUUAUCGGUGGGAUUGAAUAGGAAGCACAAUACGAUGUUUGGUCUGUACAUUUUUCCUGAGGUGAGGCUUACGCCAGAGAAGGUAAACAGCCGGUAAACGUCACAAGCUGCAGCGACAGGGAUUUGACAUUUACAGCAAUGUACGGCAGAGAUGUUACGCACUACCAGCUACUGUGUAAAAUGACCUCCAUCAAAUGCACUAGUGGCAGUUUUUGUUGCCACGUCUAAGCCAGGGUGAGAAAGAAUGAGAGCACAUCGAAUCAGCCUGCUUUCCACUUUGCUCUUUCCUACCCUGAGUUUUCAAGUUAAAUCAGAUUGCGUAUCAAUAGCUUUGUAUCUCUUUAAAACAAAAGUGGGACAUGGCGCCUAGUAUUUUCAAAUAACACAACGUUUUUUGGCUGUUAACAUGUGCUAGAUUCAGCCUUAUUGUGCUUUGUUGUACUGCUUGUAAACCGAGCUUUCGUGGUUGUCGCAUUGAUAUUGGUACAUUCCUUUUGUAAGAUGACAGACGGUUUACAGAACGUUUCGUGAGAAGUUACAUUUUAUAUCAUUGUGUGACUUUUGGAGUUGGGAGUCAAUUUUAUGACAAUGUUCCUACUUCCAUGUUUCCAACUUGUGCUUCAUGGACUCACUUUGCAAUGGAUGAGUAAUUAUUUAGAUUUAAUAAAGAUGUAAUUAAAGUGUG
Triplophysa dalaica is the source of this 3592-nucleotide messenger RNA. It is a transcript of the gene asphd2, whose product is annotated as aspartate beta-hydroxylase domain containing 2. Bases 1400 to 2533 code for a protein of 377 amino acids. The record is from RefSeq and is a predicted model, not a curated record. The transcript has 6 exons. Lineage: Eukaryota; Metazoa; Chordata; Actinopteri; Cypriniformes; Nemacheilidae.